UGCUGCCUUGUAGUCGGCAUCUGUUCAUCUUCUCACACGGUUGAUCGUCUUAACCUGGGGUCCCAAAGUUUCAGGCUGGCUGAGUUGCAGCCAUGGAGGUGGCCUUGGUAAACUUUGAUGGCCUAGAGCCUCUGGACAUCAGCCUUGAGGACGAGGUACAAGGCUACGCUGAUCAAACCACGGCUCUGACUGUGGAUCUACCCUCAGUUCACCAUGUCCAGGGCGGAAACUUCCUAGCACAUUCGAAUCAGGUGUCUGCCGCACCCUCCUUCCACAACACAAUGCCCUCCUGUAUGUGGGGGGCCAGUUCUUCGACACUUAGCCCUUCUACGCAAAACCUGGUGGUUUCUGAAUCUCCGCCAAUGCCAAGUAGACAGGGUCGCCCCAGCUGCUCCAGCAUCAUAGCUAACUGGAAACUCCUGCUAAGUAAUGAGAGCACAAAGGACAGCGAGACCGUCUUCACCAGGCUUGCCAGGGAGUGUUGCGAAGAUAUGUUUGUAGACAGAGGAGAACUCAGAGAAGGUGAUCAGAAGGUUGUCAUCAACAUUGCUGGUCUACGUUUUGAAACACAACUCAAGACGUUGGACGAGUUUCCUGACACUCUGCUUGGGGAUCCCGUAAAGAGGAUGGAGUUCUUCGACCCGAUGAGGAACGAAUACUUCUUUGAUCGUAACAGACCCAGUUUUGAUGGCAUCUUGUACUACUACCAGUCGGGUGGAAAGAUAAGACGACCAGCCAAUGUUCCAAUUGACGUAUUUUCUGACGAGAUUGUCUUCUAUCAACUUGGGAGUGAAGCUUUGGAGCAGUUUAGAGAAGAUGAAGGAUUCAUUAAGGAUGUGGAGGUACCUCUUCCUAUCAACGAGAUGCAUCGACAGUUUUGGUUGCUCUUUGAGCACCCGGAGAGCUCGAAUGCAGCCCGCGGUGUUGCUUUGGUGUCAGUUAUAGUUAUUGUUAUAUCCAUCAUUAUCUUCUGUAUGGAAACGCUCCCAGAGUUUAGAGAUGAUACCGACCCCGUGGUUCCCACGGUUCUGCAACAGUUCAACAAAUCCACAGUGUCUACAGUGGUAACCAAAACAAAACUGACAACCUUCUCCGAUCCCUUUUUCUUCCUCGAGACUUCCUGCAUAGCCUGGUUUUGUUUUGAGCUGUGUGUGCGAUUUCUAGCCUGUCCAAGCAAGCGGGAGUUCUUCCACAACAUCAUGAACACCAUUGACAUCAUCUCCAUCAUCCCUUAUUUUGUUACCGUCGUCACAGAAAUGGUCUCCACGCCAGAAAUUAACUCAGGACAGAACAUGUCCCUGGCUAUUCUUCGAAUUGUCCGUCUCGUGCGAGUGUUUCGCAUCUUCAAACUCUCCCGUCACUCCAAAGGUCUGCAGAUUCUGGGACAGACGCUAAAGGCAAGCAUGCGUGAGCUUGGGCUGCUCAUCUUUUUCCUCUUCAUCGGAGUCAUACUUUUCUCCAGCGCCAUCUACUUUGCAGAGGUAGAUGAUCCCAGCACACAGUUCACCAGUAUACCUGAUGGUUUCUGGUGGGCGGUGGUGACCAUGACCACUGUGGGCUAUGGGGACAUGUGUCCCAUCACGUUGGCAGGUAAGGCGGUGGGCACCUUGUGUGCCAUUGCAGGUGUGCUGACCAUUGCGUUGCCAGUUCCUGUGAUUGUCUCUAACUUUAACUACUUCUACCACCGAGAGAGGGAAUCAGAGGACAAGUGUCUGAAAGUAAAUGUUGAGGAAGACGGAGAAAAUGGAAACAAAAAUGACAGUAGCACGUCACUCAAUGUGCCCAACGGUGUCUCCAGAAGAAACGAGAAAAGAAAUAAUAGUGAAUAGGAUACAGAGAGUAAAAAAAGAACAUAUUUAGUUCAGAAGAAAUUUUAAAUUUCCUUUACAGAACUUUGAAACUAGUACUCUAGUUUUUACCGACACAAAAUUAGAAACAACAAUUUGCAACAACAGCUAGCAGCGGAUACGCUGUUAAGAGGCUGCCGCUAGCAAGCGCCAAGCAUGUGGUCCAUCUGGAAAUCAAUUCCCCAGAACUCUCUACUCUCUGAUUGUAAGGCAGGCGUGCUAACCGCUACACUAUGGAACCGACAUCUACGCACAUAUAAUAUUUCUUGGAAAAUGAUUUGCUUUGCCUUACAAUAUGUACAAGAAAGUAGUGUUGGGGUGUUAACCUUCAACUGUCCUUCAACAUUAUCCAUGUAUAAGACAAUAAGAAGCGCUACACACUCUUUUGUUGAUUAAAAAUGUCUAAUAGUCGAGUGAGAAUAGAAAGCAAGUACAGCUGGUCCUCACUUAACGACGUAUCCAUUUGACGACCCUUAUAUUGCUAAGAGUUCAAAGCUAGUUCUUGGUCCUGUUUCCUCAGUUCUUAGACAGUUAUCUGAAAUCAUUAUUCCUUAAAGUAGCAUGAGUUCUACCUCUGAAAGAAGUUCAUCCUGUUUCCCCUUUGCACUAAAAUGUUUUUCACAAAACACAAACAAAUGUUAAAAAAACAAAAAAAUCUUACCAGGGUGUUUUGAGUGUAAUGUAUGCUGAUGAUGUUUCACCUUUUUUUAAUUAAAUGGAAGUGGUUGAAGGGUGAUUAAUAAACAUUAAUUUAAUGUGAUCACAUGGAUGAAUGUAUCUGUACAUAACUUCACUUUAUGAUGAGACUGUUGAUUUAGACGAGGCAUGGGCAAACUUUUUGACUCGCGGGCCACAACUGGUCCUAAAAUUUGACCCAAAGGGCCGGGUCGGGAGCAGAUAGAUGGAGCGUUCGUGUAACUUAGAGAAAUGACAUGUAAAAGUCAUGCUCAAUGCUAAAAUCCUGAAAUGCUUUUAGCUUUUUCUACGCCAUCUAUUGGGGAAAUGCGGGCAUUUACUAUAAUUUAAUAAUGUAAUUUGGACUAGUUUGGCGGGCCAGAUUAACCGACCAAAUGGGCCACAUCUGGCCCUCGAGCCGUAGUUGUUGUGCCUGUUCUAAUAUUUCAACUUGU
Molecule: messenger RNA, 2977 nt
Organism: Cynoglossus semilaevis (tongue sole)
Lineage: Eukaryota; Metazoa; Chordata; Actinopteri; Pleuronectiformes; Cynoglossidae
Gene: kcna10a
Product: potassium voltage-gated channel, shaker-related subfamily, member 10a
Exons: 1
Coding region: 93-1829 (578 amino acids)
Biological process (GO): protein homooligomerization; potassium ion transmembrane transport; action potential
Cellular component (GO): voltage-gated potassium channel complex; membrane
Molecular function (GO): delayed rectifier potassium channel activity; protein binding
Source: RefSeq, a predicted model, not a curated record